CCUCAAGCCUUACAUCGGAACUUCGACGCGUGAAUAGCGGAGUAAUACCUCUCAACCUAUCGUAUUUAGUUCAUUUUGCAGCAAGAUGCCUUCUUACAUACUUCAUCCGAGUAAAGAGCAGGCUAAGUGCUCAGCAGCCCCGAUGACAAAUCCUAUGAUGUCGCCGGUCGAGCUAAAGGGCGUGCAUACAUCAUAGGGAGCUACAUAGUCUACCUAAACAUCUCCUUAGCCGAUCAUCAUAACUGACACAACAAAUUGACGGCCAGAAGACUCGAAGAACAAACUCGCGAAAUGUCCACCCAAAAAGCCGUGGUCCACGUAUCGCAGGGCGUCUCAGAGCUCCGCUCCGACGUCCCCCUCCCAGAAGUUCAGGACAACUUCAUUGUCGUCAGAACCAAGGCCGUAGCCCUCAAUCCUACCGACUGGAAGAGCAUCGAGAACACUCCUUCAAAGGGAGCAAUCGCAGGAUGUGACUACGCCGGCAUUAUUGAAGAAGUCGGAAAGGGCGUCAAGGACCUCAAGGUUGGCGAUAGAGUCGCCGGAUUCGCGCGUGGAGGAGACCCAGCAGACCACACCAACGGUGCCUUCGCCGAACACAUCAAAGCGAAGGCAGGCAUCCAUGCCAAAAUUGCAGACAAUGUCUCCUGGGAAGAUGCAUCCACGCUUGGUGUGGGCAUCACCACCGUUGGCCAGGGUCUGUACCAAACUCUCGGCCUACCUCUCCCGCCAGCCAAGGUCUCUGAUCCCACGCCGGUACUGAUCUACGGCGCGUCAACCGCCACCGGAACCCUAGCAGUUCAAUUCGCCAAGCUCUCUGGCGCAGAGGUCUUCGCAACCGCGUCGCCACAUAACUUCGAUCUCGUAAAGAAGCUCGGCGCGGACCAUAUAUUCGACUACAACGACCCCGAGUGCGGCACCAAGAUCCGCAAGGCGAGCAAUGACAAGCUGAAGUUGGCGUUUGACUGCAUUGCCGAGCAUGGGAGCGAGAACAUCUGCUGCGAUGCUAUCAGUUCGUCCGGCGGCCACUACUCUGGCUUACUGCCAGGCCCGCUGAAGAAUUUCCCGCGCCAGGAUGUGAAGCAUGGUUGGACCUUCGGGUACACAGCUCUGGGCGAGAAGUUCAACGAGAAGGUGCCUGCCAAGCCAGAAGACUACGAAUUUGGUGUCAAAUACUGGAAGGCGGCUGAGGAACUUUUCAACAGCGGAAAGAUAAAGGCACAUCCGACGCUUGUGAGGGAUGGCUUGGAAGGCGUGCCGCAGGGGUUGAAUGACCUGAAGGACGGAAAGGUUUCGGGAAAGAAGUUGGUGUACAGAGUCGUUUAGGCACCAUCAAAGAGCUGUAUAGUGAAUGCCUAGGCAACGCCAGGACGGGAGCCACGUCGGUGUCAUGACAAUAAUUUUUUUUUCAACAUUGGAAAGUCCUUAAAAUCAGCUGUCUUCACGACUGCCACCACAGACAAUGCAUGCGGCCCGGGCCAGCAGACCCUGAGGAAUGAGCUCUGUAAUCUAGGGCGCGCGUAAGAUGAAUGUUCGUUGAUCG
Molecule: messenger RNA, 1540 nt
Organism: Didymella exigua CBS 183.55
Lineage: Eukaryota; Fungi; Ascomycota; Dothideomycetes; Pleosporales; Didymellaceae
Product: zinc-binding oxidoreductase ToxD
Exons: 1
Coding region: 292-1323 (343 amino acids)
Molecular function (GO): oxidoreductase activity, acting on NAD(P)H
Source: RefSeq, a predicted model, not a curated record